Messenger RNA from Hylaeus volcanicus, 4369 nucleotides. RefSeq names its product adenylyl cyclase-associated protein 2 (gene capt). Gene Ontology annotation, cellular component: cytoplasm. NCBI's taxonomy places the organism in Eukaryota, Metazoa, Arthropoda, Insecta, Hymenoptera, Colletidae. Gene Ontology annotation, biological process: cell morphogenesis; regulation of adenylate cyclase activity; cytoskeleton organization. Gene Ontology annotation, molecular function: actin binding; adenylate cyclase binding. The record is from RefSeq and is a predicted model, not a curated record. Bases 430 to 2769 code for a protein of 779 amino acids. The transcript has 9 exons.
UUGAGUCUAAAAUAGUAAAGUGUUCUUACUCGUUAUUACUUUUCAUAUGUCUGGGUUAAUGUUGUUACAUACUAAGGAGUGUUUUUAAAUCGAAACUACGAUACUCGAAUCGUGAAUCAACGCCAAACAUUCAAUUCAUAGUCAAUAUUUUACAUCGUUACGACCUUAUUCCUUACAUAUUUCCGAAUUUAUAUUUCUCUCGUUGAAACGUAGUUACGUAUUCUACUCGAUUUUUUACCCGCGUUUUACAUCGAUUGCUUCCGAUCCGACGGAUCGAUCGUCGUGACAUAGAACGAACACGAUCGAUAUUGGAAAACAGCUAACUACUUACGAGCGUAAAGGUAGUACUUUCAAAGCAUCGAAAUUUGGCUGAAAGCUACGAAAAGCGUUUGCCGUUGACACAACGGAAAUCCAUAAUCGAUAUCGACGAUGUUUAAAUGUUGUGUGUGCAACAAGAGUGCAAAGAAGGAGAAGACGAACGGGGAUGUGGCAAAGCAAAGUCAGAAAACGAUGGCCUCGCAGAUAGUUUCAGUCAACUCGACGAAAAUCGAAGAAGACGGACCGAUUGGACGAGAGGAGAAGUUGAACGGUGACGUGCAGAGAUUGGAGAAAGUUUCGCCAUCUAUGGAGAAUUGUUCUGCGGAAGUAGUCGACGACUUAACUGUCAAGAGUCCGUUACCUUCCGGUAAGCGCGAUGAAAUCGACGAUGGUUCUCGACCGAGGAAAGAAUCGAUAGUGGAAUCGAACAAGGAAAAUGGCGAUGAUGCUGCAAAUUCGAUCGAUCAAACGAAGAAGAAUAAGAAAGAUGAAGAGAAUGGAAUUAAAGAUGCGAGUGGAAAUGUAGAAGUAAAUGGGUGUGAUAAUCUGAGUGGGAUUGGCGAUGGGGGUGUGUUUGUAGAGGCGAUAUUGCAUUCCGGUGUUCCUAGCAUUGUCAAAACAAAUCUUUACGACUCAUCCGCCGCGUACAUCGAGAGAACGAUCGAUGAUGGACCUGAAGAAGAAGGCGACGAUUCCGUUUUCGAAGCAUGUCCGAACGACAACAAUGCUAUUAAAAAGACGACACCAGUUUCGUCAGUUCCUCGUUGGCUAUCGGAGGAGGACGACGGCGAUCAUGAUUCGGAAGAAUGCAGCGGAAUGCAAGAACCACCAGCGACACCGGUCGCCCGCGACGAACUAGCUUUAAGGCGACACAGAUUCUUCUCCGAUUUAUUGCACGCCGCACAAACUACGACGGAGCACAGAGUGAGGUUUGACCCACUAGGACCGAUGGUACACGCCGGCUGUGAAGCUAGUGAUAAGGAAGAUCACUUAGAAGAACUGGUAAAUCGAUUGGAAAGUGUUACCAAACGACUGGAAAAAGUACAGACUCAUACUGUAACUGAAACUCAAGAUUCUGCUGUUCAAACAAGUACACCGUCACCAAAAAAGGCUCAAUCAAUUGGCAAUAGUGUGUCGAUACAGUCUGCCUCACCAACUCGAUUGCUACAUAAGCCAGCAGUGGACAAAUCUGUCAGCAUGUCAGUCGCAGGCUAUGAAGAUCUUUUGGCUGGUCCUGUAAAAGAGUACUUGCAGUUGAGUCAGAAAAUUGGCGGCGAUGUUGCCACCCACAGCAAACUCGUAGAAAAGGCAUUCCAAAUUCAACUGGAGUUCAUUCGGACUGCGGCAAAUCGAUCGGCUCCGGUAAAUCAAUCUGAACAAAUUUCUCUACUUGGACCUACAUCUUCACAAAUUCAACAAAUUCAAGAUUUUCGCGAGAAAAACAGAGGAUCUCAAUUUUUCAAUCAUUUAUCUGCAAUUAGUGAAAGUAUUCCAGCUUUAGGAUGGGUUGCUGUAUCACCUACACCAGCACCUUACGUGAAAGAGAUGAAUGAUGCUGGCCAAUUCUAUUCUAAUCGUGUAUUAAAGGAUUGGAAGGAAAAAGAUAAAGUACAUGCCGAAUGGUGCAAAGCUUGGAUUCAAACGCUAAGCGAUCUUCAACAAUAUGUACGUCAACAUCACACAACAGGACUGGUAUGGGCAAAAACUGGCUCUGCUCCAGCAGGCAUACCACCACCUCCACCACCAUGUAUGCCUAUGGGAGAUGUGGCACCAGUCAGUAUUGCCGAUGACAGAAGUGCUCUUUUCGCCGAAAUAAAUCAAGGAGAAGCUAUUACAAAGAAUUUAAAGAAAGUCACUUCCGAUAUGCAAACACAUAAGAACCCUUCAUUGAGGACUGGUCCAGCACCAUUUAAAGCACCAGCAGUCGAAAAUGCUAUACCAUCAAAAUCCGUGCCACUUCCGAGUGCACCGAUUGAGAAACCACCUGUAUUUACUAAAGAUGGAAAGAAAUGGCUUAUAGAAUACCAAAGAGGAAAUAAAGACUUGCUCAUCGAUAACGUAGAGAUGAAUAACGUGAUCUAUAUGUUCCGAUGUCAAGAUAGCACCCUGAUCGUCAAUGGCAAAGUUAACACUAUUGUCAUGGAUUCGUGUCGUAAAUCGUCAAUCGUUUUUGAUUCUGUGGUAUCGAGCAUCGAAUUCGUCAACUGUCAGAGCGUACAAAUGCAGGUACGUGAAAAGGUACCUACUAUCUCCAUUGACAAGACAGAUGGCUGUCAGAUGUAUUUGAACUCGGAAUCAGUGGACGUAGAACUUUUCAGCAGCAAGUCUAGCGAAUUAAACUUCAUGGUACCAGAAUCAGGGAGUUAUCGCGAGUACGCUGUACCGGAGCAAUUCAAGACGACUAUUACUCCACUAGGUCCUAAAACCGUUGCGAUCAAUUCAGUGGAUUAAAACGCCAAUAAUUCAACUACUCAUAGCCUAAAGUUAACGUCUGUCUAAGAGUACGGCUCAUUAGAGGUAUCAUCUUCAGAGAAUUCGUCGAUUUAUUAUUUAUUGCUUCUUCAAUUAAUUUAAGAAUUCGGGAGAAAGGCGAAGAAGUAGAAGAGAGUAGUUUCAUCCGCGCGCAUAGAUCUGCGAUUCUGUGUCGUAUUCAGAGAAUCGUGGAAUCGAAUUAGAUAAAUCGAUUAAACAACAUUGCAACGUUACAGCCCUAUCUCUUUCAAUGUAUUUGCGCAUUUCGUGGGGAUCAUCGAUUCUAUGCAGAUCGAAAUUGGAGUCAAGUGAGAAAGGAUGCUUGAUCAUACGAGUCUUGUCAAAUUUAUGUAUGCUGGUAUUCGAUAAUCUGCGGCUCAAUAUUUUGUAAUAUAGCACCGAUUAGGUUAGUGAUUCGUUAAGCAGGUGUUCAUAUAACGGAAUCGACAUUCUUCACGAAAAAUUAUUUCGCACGUUGGUGCUGAGAUUAGGGGGCUGUAGGUUGUAUUAAGAAUAGGUAUGGACAAAAGUUUUACUACCCUCGAAUCGCACUUUUAUACAUUUACACCAUUUUCUAUUGUGAUCGAACUUUUGCCCAAACCCGGUCGCUUCAAGAUUUCAAUCAACUCGCCAAGGAAUUGCCACUCGAUCGUUUUCGUGGAAGAAAGGAGAGCGAGUAUCGCACGUACACAUUUGAGAGUAUAGAAUCGAGAAACAUUCAUGAGCCAUUUAUAAAGUGUUAGGGACGUCAUAUCAAUAGGUCGAUAUAUUACCUCUAGACUUUUGCAGCAAAUAACUCUCUUCAUUGUGACUCUUCAUCAGUUUCAACGCAUGGAAUUACCUUGGUUCGGGACAAAUUUCUUCAUGAAUUGUAUAUGUUGUAUUCUUAAUUCUCUUUGACGAUUUUAAAGCUUAAGUAAUUCAGUUCACGUGUCUUCCGAAUCUAUGAACGUUCGUGAUUUGUAAAUAGGAUUGAAUACUAAAUUUGUUUUAUGUAUAGCAUUCGACUCAUCGUGAAUUUGAGAAUUUUAAUAACUCUUGGCGCGGUCGUUGAGUGUUGAGUGUAAAUUGAAACGAUCAAAAUGGUUGUGCAAAAGUCUUGAUGGUACCAGCGGUGAAGAGGAAAUACCUUGAACAAUAAAAAAAUUGUGAACUCAAUAUUGAACUUCAAAUGCGUGCUGUUUGAACGUGACGUAAAUUACAUUGUGAUUUUUACCAUUUGGUAUAUUGUGCUAAUCGUAGGUAUAAUCUAAUAUUAGAGCUACUUAACUGAGGCACGAUUUAGAAUAACAAGAUCGUUUAAGGUAACAAUGGAGCCAGCAGUUCGAUCCUUUUUACCGAAGAGACUUAAGCAGAUUCGAACGAUGCGAUUUUUCUAUCGUUUCUAUGGUACUAAAUGUGUUUAAUUACGGAGCGACGAUUAUUUGACUGAGGAUCGUACUGUCUUUAACACAGUAAUCUUUAACAGCUUUCAUUUUAAUAUCGAUAGAGUAUUAUAUCGAAAGUAAUCAAUAUUUAUUUCCGAAUAUGAUUUUCAGUGCUAUUUCUAAUUGUCCUAAUAAAAGGUAAUGAUAUACCA